CACUCGUCUCUAUUCUCCCUGAUAUACAAAUAACAUCCACAGUCUCCGGAACACUCGUAACUGGUGCAUUUCGUUUCAGCGAUCCUAUUGUAGAAGAGUUCUUGGAUUUGUGCUUGAAGAUAUCAGCUCUUGGUAACCGAAACGUCUUUGGAAAUGUUCUGGAUUUGAAGAUGAGCUAAGUUUAUUAGAUCGGAUUUGCUGAUAAUAACAAUCUUGGAAUAUCAUCGGAUAUAUUCAUGUAGACCAGUCAGAGAUGUCAAGGGAGUUUACUGAGGACUAUGGGAGGUCCUCCAAUCCUGGACGGUCUCCUCGCCGUGAGGCAUGGAGCCCCACCCCGGAUCAUAUCAGACACCUCGAUGACAAUCUCGUACCUCGACACUCACCAAGGAGAUCAUUUCAUAACGGACGCGUCUCUCCCAUCAAUGACCAAGGGAAUCUAGAGGCGGGAUUACGUGGUGGUACACGGGCAGGAGGUGGAACAGGCCAGACAUGUACGUACGUAGCAUUGGCUGUGAUGACGACAGUGCUCGCCGCAGGAGCAGCGGUCGGUGUCGUCUAUGGGUUAACAGGUUUCAAUUUUGGCAGCUCAUCGCCGGUGAGAUCCACUGCUUUAACCCCGACAAUUUCAUCGUCUCCAGCCACCAUAUCAGCCUCUGCUCUAACAACAAAUGAAGGAGCCACCACACAAUCAGACAGCACUUCAGCUGCAUCUACAACAUUCCAGACUACAACAUUUGUUUCUGCCACGAAUGCGGGAUCAACCGCACAACCUACAAGCUCUACUUCUUCCUCUACAACUCAAGGCACCAUGUCGACCUCUGCACCCGCAACAAAUGCAGCGGGCACGACACAAGCGGACAGCGCUCCAACGACUUUUACAACUAUGCAGAUGACGACUGUUUCUACCACUGAUGCACUAUCAACCGCACAACCUACAAGCUCUACUUCUUCCUCUACAACUCAAGCCACCGUGUCGACCUCUACACCCUCAACAAAUGCAGCGACCAACACACAAGCGGACAGCGCUCCAGCGACCUCUACAACUAUGCAGACGGUUGUUUCUACCACUAAUGCUUUAUCAACCUCACAACCUACAAACUCUGCAAUUUCUUCUACAAAUCAAGCCACCAUGAUAACCUCUGCGCUUGCAACAUUUGCUUCUACAACUAAUGUGGCAACAACCACUCAACCUUCAAGCUCCAUUACACCCUCUACAAAUCAGGCUACAACAUCAGGCCUCACAACGACCCAUGUAUCGACAACUACGUCAUCCGAACUUGUCGGUACCACACUUGAAGAGGUUACAGCCGAGGAAGAGGAGGUUACGAUUGCCUUGACAACUUUAGAUUCUUCUGAGAUGAGUACGACUGAAGGUGCCACACAGACUGGAUCCACUGCGGAUCCAGAAGUGACCAGUAUUGAGAUGACUACAGAAGAAUUGACAGUAACCCCAAAGGACGCAACUACAGCGGACUCUUAAAGUCCCUGUUUACAAACUACGUGAUCUUCACAGCUUCGUUUAUACUUGAAGACCUUGGCCUCGACCAUGGUCAUGGACUCUGAAAGCUUUGAUAUCUAAUGACACCGCCAAAUUCAAUCCUAUAUCCGGUUUUAAAUUAGCCUAUAGCCUUUUUGCGAAAUUUAUUUUAUUGAUGGUAAUAAUAACACAAUGUUUAUAUGCAAGUAUUGUUACAAUUGGUCAUGUAAAUGAUGAUGAUAAUAAUAAUGAUAAUGAGACAAACAGAGGACAUGCACAAAGGUAAAACGAAUAUCAAUUAAUCAAUCAAUCAAAAAAAAUCAAUCAAUGAUUGCAUUAAUUACCAGUUUUUCUUAGGGGUUUUCUGGUCUAAAUUCCUCCGAACACUUUAGCAUCCGACGGGUAUGCAUGCCCUAACUUUUCUUUUAGCAAAAAGAGCUUCCAACGAUAAGAGUACAUCACACCAUUCAUUGGAUUCAUGUGUCCGUCGGCCACUUAAAUUACAUUUCUAUGUUUCUAAUGAUCAAUCACACCUGGAAUGUUAUGCAAGAGUAAAUAUCUUUACGUGACAUUACGACUCCAAGCGGAAGUAUAAAAACGGUACCAAGUUUAAGAUUCGUUUAUAUAUAUUUUUUUAUCUUUUAUACAUGUGUGUGACAAUUUUGCUGUGAAUUUAGUGUGUUUGUUAGAUAACAGAAACUCUCAACAUUAUUAGACCGUUUGUUCUGUUUUUCGGAAUUUAUCUAAGGUAGGCAUGGUAGAUAGAAAUUAUCAAGUCGGACUUGAUGCAUAACCAGAUGUUAUCUGUACAGGUUAAUAUGUUACAUUAAUCGAGAGUGUCAUUUUCCACCAUAUCUAAAGCAAACUCGUAUCGUAUAUGCAACCAAUAUAAGUAUUUAUUAUUUAUUAUCAAGAUUAUCACGAUAACCACAAAAAGAUACCGGUUUCCAUUCUAAGUGAAUAAAUAAUAGAGCCAAUGCAUAGCUCCUGUGAUGCCAAUAUUUCGAGUAAAGAAUAUGAGUCACGACGAGUAGGUGCUCCCUUUUACAGCUUAAAGAAAUAUAUCUUAUAUUUUCUGUUUUAUUCAUGGAAUGAAGCAAGUAAAUUGCUGACGGAGAAAUCACCUCCUGCUUGAAAAUUUAUUAAUGUGUUCUAGUUUAUUUUCUCAACAUAUUAGAAAUAAGGAAAUGCAUAGUACGAUUUCUCACAAUAAAGCCUAGCUCUCAUUAUUGAAAUUCAACAAUAGGCACCAAUGUCUUCAAAAUCAACGACUGCAUCCCUGAGAAAUUGCAUGGUCAGAGCCGAUUUAAAAGUGUUAUUGUUAUUGCAACAGUAUGAAAAAAUAAAAUACAUUUGUAUAUUUCAUUACAAUUCUUAUUUAAACGUAAUUUCCUUUGAUAAAAUGUUUCAUAACGAUAUAGGCACGUUUUUUCUCAAAACAAUUAUUAAACUGAUGAAUAUUCCUAGAUGUCGUCCCCUUGAGAUAUAAGACUUUGGUGAUUUUUUUUCAUCUCUUUAUUGAACUUUCUUGGUAAACUGUCUCAAUGUACAUGUGGGUACACCACAAAGUACUUCCAUUAUAUAGUGGAUAAAAGUUGUAUCAAACUAUGAUGAUUUAAGCAUUCUACAUUCAAGCACCAAGUUUGUAUCAUACAUACUAUAUUUGUUGAAGAAUUUAAUGUUGUUUUUAGAUGUGUAAUACUAGUGGAUAAUAAUUGGGGAAAUAUAACCCCCC
Messenger RNA from Lytechinus variegatus (green sea urchin), 3212 nucleotides. RefSeq names its product cell wall protein DAN4-like. Bases 254 to 1480 code for a protein of 408 amino acids. Lineage: Eukaryota; Metazoa; Echinodermata; Echinoidea; Temnopleuroida; Toxopneustidae. The transcript has 3 exons. The record is from RefSeq and is a predicted model, not a curated record.